CAGCUCCCAGCGGAGGCGCCGGGGACAUGGAGCGGACCUGAGCCGCGCUCGGCGGCGGCGGGGCUCCGGGCGCAGCGCGGCAGCGCGGCGGAGCCCCCCGCAGGAUGUCCAUGAGGAGCCCCAUUUCUCCCCACCUGGACCUCAAUGGAGCCAGCAGCAUGGUGAACUGCACCAUCAAGACGGAGGAGAAGAAGGAGGGCUGCUACGAGUCCCCGCCGGGGGCUGCCCCGAGCGCCGAGCCCCGCGCCAGCGACUUGCCGGGGCCGCCGCCGAGAGAGGGCACCGACCCCCAGGCCCUGCCGCAGGAGUCCUGCUCGCCGGCCAGCGAUGCCCAGGAGUCCAGGCGCUCUGCCUUCGAGCCUGCCGUCAGCAGCCAGGAGAAGCUGGACUUCAAUAGAAACCUAAAAGAGGUUAUGCCAACCAUUGAGAAAUUACUGUCCAGUGACUGGAAAGAGCGGCUGCUGGGCCGAAACACCAUGGAGUCCAAAGAAGUGAAAGGAACCCAGGAGAGCCUGGCAGAGAAAGAGCUCCAGUUACUCGUUAUGAUCAACCAGCUGUCCACACUCCGGGACCAGCUCCUGACAGCCCACUCGGAGCAGAAGAACAUGGCAGCAAUGCUCUUUGAGAAGCAGCAGCAGCAGAUGGAGCUGGCACGGCAGCAGCAAGAGCAGAUCGCAAAGCAGCAACAGCAGCUCAUCCAGCAGCAGCACAAAAUCAACCUGCUGCAGCAGCAGAUCCAGCAGGUCAACAUGCCCUAUGUCAUGAUUCCUGCCUUCACCCCCAGCCACCAGCCUCUCCCCGUGACUCCCGACUCCCAGUUAGCUCUGCCCAUCCAGCCUAUCCCUUGCAAGCCAGUGGAUUACCCCGUGCAGCUGCUGCACAGCCCCCCUCCUCCUACGCUGAAGAGGGCCAGUGGCUCGGGCCACCUCCAGAUGCAGGAAACCUCGCAGCCGCUGAACCUGACGGCCAAACCCAAAGGCUCUGACCUCCCCAGUGCCUCCAGUUCACCCAGCUUGAAGCUGAACAGCUGCCAAUCCCUCACUCCUAGUCAUGGGACCGCGAGGGACCUACAGACGAGCCCUUCCAACCUGCCUUUGGGGUUCCUGGGCGAAGGCGAUGCUAUCACCAAAGCAAUCCAGGAUGCACGGCAGCUGCUGCACGGCCACAGCGGGGCCAUAGAGGGGUCACUGAGUAACCCCUACCGAAAGGACCACAUUGGGAUCGAUUCUUCCCCAGGAAAAGAGAGGAUGGAGGAGACCCCUGCCCACAGGCUGGACGAGGCCUUGUUAACCUGUGAGAUGGAUGGCUCACGGCACUUCCCUGAGUCCAGAAACAACAACCACAUAAAGCGGCCCAUGAAUGCUUUCAUGGUGUGGGCGAAGGACGAGAGACGGAAGAUUUUGCAGGCCUUCCCAGACAUGCACAACUCCAGCAUUAGCAAGAUCCUAGGCUCCCGGUGGAAGUCCAUGACGAACCAGGAGAAGCAGCCGUACUACGAGGAGCAGGCCCGGCUGAGCCGGCAGCACCUGGAGAAAUACCCCGACUACAAGUACAAGCCGCGGCCCAAGCGCACGUGCAUCGUGGAGGGGAAGCGGCUCCGCGUGGGCGAGUACAAGGCGCUGAUGAGGAACCGGCGGCAGGACGCCAGGCAGGGCUACUUGAUAGGGCCCCCGGGCAGCCAGCUGCCCGCCGCCGCCGCCGCCUCGGACGUGCUGUACCCGCGGGCGGUGGGCGUGCAGCUGGCGCCGCCGCUCGUGGAGCACUACCUGCCCCGCGCCGCGGACCCCAACAUGCCCGUCAUCGUCAACACGCGCAGCCUCAAGGACGGGGACGGCGAGGACGGGCACUCGGUGGCGGACGGCGAGGCGUACCGCUACAGCGAGGAGGAGGACUCGGAGGGCGAGGACAAGAGCGACGGCGAGCUGGUGGUGCUGACGGACUGAGGGCUGCGCGGCUGGAGCGGGCAGCAGCGGGCUCCCGCCGGGCAGAGCUCGGUGCAGCCCAGCGCAGCCCCCGGCUCGCGCUCGCGUCCCGCGUCCGGGCUAAGCGAGGCAGAGCGGCGCGCGCCGGCGCCGGUCCUCCCCUCCGCCGCCGUGCGGGGACCCGGCUGCGGCGGGGCCGCGGCGAGCCGGCAGGCAGAGGUGAGCCGUGCCGCCGGGGCGCGGGCCGGGGACCGCCGGGGCGCGGGCACCAGUGCCGCAUCCGCGCAGCACCCGUCCGGUCCGCCCGCAGCCCUCUCCACCCCCCCCGCGGCUUUUCCCGCUCCUUCCGUAGAGCCGAUUUUAGCUCUCGACCAGCCGGAGCACGAGCCAAGGGCUCCUCGAAGGCCUCCUCGCUUCUGACGCCUCUGGCCCACUCUGUAAAUAAAGCGGGUGCCUGAGCAGCGGGUGCCUGAGCCGUCCCCCCUCGCCCCAUCCAUCCCCGGGCGUCCCUCCCGCUCGCGCCCCGGCUCCGCAAGCUGCAGGCUCCACCUGUGACCUGCAUUGCAAAAAAAAAAAAAAAAAAAAAAAAACACAGAGGAAGAGCAAAAUAGCAGCAAUUAAAAAAAAAAGAAGGAAAAAAAAGAGAAAAAAAGGAAAUUAUGAAAAAAGCCAAACCAGACCUUGCUCCCUUCAGAGCCCAGCCCCGCGGCCGGCGCGGAGCCGGCGCGGAGCCAGCGCGGAGCCCGUGCACCGCCUUGUGGCACCAGCCGGGCACAGGCACGGCCGCGGCCUCGCUGCGCCCGGCGGUUUGGGGAGGCCUCGAGCCUCGGCGCUGCUGGGCUUUUUUUGCCGGCGACGUGGGAGGCAUCGCAACGGCCCCGCCAGGCGCGUGCUGCGGCCAGCCGGGCCGGCAGCGAGGGGCGAGCCGGAGAUCUGGGGCAUUGCAGCUGAUCUGCAUGCUCUGCCCUUGCGAAUAGGAGGGUAAAAAAGAGAGAGAGAAAAAAAAUACCGAAAGCAAAGCAUUAGGCCCCAGGUUGGAGAGGAAAGGACAAAUCCAGGCUGUGCCCCGCAGGCCGAGGGAGCCCGCUGCCUCCUCGCCCCCCCGCAAAGGGCUCGUCUCCCUUCCCCUCCUUCAGAGCUUUAUUUAUUCCCCCUCCCGUGCUGCUCUCGCGGAGCCGGGCCGCGGUCCCCAGGGAAGGGAUGCCGGGCCGGCGGCUCCGGGAGCGGGAUGAGCCGUGCUGCCGAGGGGGGCUGCACUCGGCCGCCCUCCGCCACCGUGCCCGGCUAACAUGCAACUCUUGUUCUCGUUUUUUUUUUUUUUUUUUUCUUUUUUUUUUUUUUUAAAAAAGACUGUAAAUAUAGAUAGAGCUUUAUUUUGUUAAUAAGACGAGGAGUAACUUAACCUGUAUAUUUCACAUACUUGUUUACAACUGUCUCCCCUCCCGCCCCCUUGGCGCAAUAAAACGACUUUUUGGA
Molecule: messenger RNA, 3398 nt
Organism: Rhea pennata
Lineage: Eukaryota; Metazoa; Chordata; Aves; Rheiformes; Rheidae
Gene: SOX13
Product: SRY-box transcription factor 13
Exons: 14
Coding region: 105-1943 (612 amino acids)
Biological process (GO): cell fate commitment; regulation of transcription by RNA polymerase II
Cellular component (GO): nucleus
Molecular function (GO): RNA polymerase II cis-regulatory region sequence-specific DNA binding; DNA-binding transcription factor activity, RNA polymerase II-specific
Source: RefSeq, a predicted model, not a curated record